This is a messenger RNA of Carya illinoinensis, 1756 nucleotides long. RefSeq lists its product as uncharacterized. The coding region runs from base 548 to 1441 and encodes 297 amino acids. NCBI's taxonomy places the organism in Eukaryota, Viridiplantae, Streptophyta, Magnoliopsida, Fagales, Juglandaceae. The transcript has 8 exons. The record is from RefSeq and is a predicted model, not a curated record.
UCGGAUUUCCCCUUUUAUAAAAAAAGCGAAGAAUUUUAACAAAAAACUUGUGCGUUCUUUCCCAAAAAGAGAUAUCUAUUUUUGUGGUCUCUCCUAUCCGAAAGGAGUUUUUCAUUGAAUUUUCCUCUACCAUUUGUGAGACAGAUCUUGGAUAUUCAUCAGCAUUUAGCAGUGAUACUAGGUGCAAGCUGGCUUGCUGUGAGUUGAGUUUUUGUCAUCAACGUUUUUGGUUCUCUUGGUCAUACAUCCUUUGCAGCUUCAAGGAAGAUCCAGAUCCCUAAAGCAAUCGUGAUUCUCUGAAAUGAUAUAAUGACGUUAAAGGUUCUAUUAUCCGUAUCUUAGAAUUAGUGAAAGUUCUUAUUUUACCUGAAGUGUUCAGCAAGAAGUCUUUUCAGAGCUAUCAAUCGCCCUACUAAAAAAGCAGCGGCUGGCCAAUGUAAAUCAGUACCCAGGCCUUAUACUUGUGAGGUUCUUCGGAACCCAACCCAAGCUUCGUUUUUGGGGGAAUCCGAAGGUUCAGCUGAAAAAUAAUUCACCUGAGGCUUCUAUGGUGGACUCUGGUUCGGCAUCCAUUUCAAGAAACAUGAACAGAAGAGCUAUAUGCGAAGAAAGUGCUGUUGUUCACAACCUGAUUGAAAGGUGCUUGCGGUUGUAUAUGAACAAAAAUGAGGUGGUGGAAACCCUUCUAUGCCUUGCAAAUAUUGAACCUGGCUUCACCACCUCUGUAUUGCAGAGACUGGAAGAAGAAAAUGCAGAAUUUUUCAAGUCUUACUACGUAAGGGUAAAGCUGAACAAACAAAUCCAAUUGUUCAAUGAUUUACUCAAGGGGCAGUCUGAACUACUGAACAGUUCUUCACCUCAGAAGGUUCCAUUGCUUUCUAUGCGGAGUGGGAUUCAUUGCAUGCCAGUUAAUAAUCCACCUCUGGGGUAUCCAAUUCUGCAGCAGCCUUCAAUUCCAUUUAUGAGUCAAUCCCCAAGUUAUUUUGUGAACCAUAUGCCCAGCUGUCAGGCGGUACACAGAAUCCCUUCGCCAGGCAAUUUCAACCCUACACAAAUAAAUUAUGUGGAAUACUGUGCCACCAAUACAGUACCUUCCAUUCCUACUUGUUCUACCAACUUGGAGAAUCGUUCAAGUUCUGCAUUAAUGGCAUCCUGUGGCCAAGUUCCCUUCACUUUAUCAGCGAUGGCAGGACUUGGAAUGGAAACACCAGCACUUAACGCUACAAAUAAUCUUCAUGUGGCAAAUGUAGAAGGGUUGCAACUUGGCUCUGAUGGUCAAACUGGACCACCCAAGGAACUUCAAUCAUUGGAGCAGAUUUCUUGGAAUUCAAGCGUCUCCGAUAUAGAUGCGGGGUGGCCAACCUUGCCAGAUGUUGGAGCACCAGGCAACUACUCGGGCGGCUCCAUUUUGCCUUAUGAUGAAGAUGUAUUGCUUGAUUAAGAAGAGCAAAAAUAUUAAUCAAGCGAUACAUGGGUAAAGUAAAGCUCGCUUGCUUUUUAUGAUGUUUGUUAUGUUGAACCAACUGGAUUACAAUCUUCUUGUAGCGUACAAAUUUUGGAAAUAAACUAUGCAUGAAGAACAUUCUGAAGAGAGAGAGAGAGAGAGAGUUGGUUCGCAUUCAAGAAAUGUGGUCAUGUUAAAUAUUUUUGAAGUGUGUAUGGAGAGAUAUAGGACGGGACCUUACUGCAAAUAACUGCUGUGGAUCUGUUCUUCUUUUAGAAUAAAUGGACUGCAAUAACAGCAUCUUUUGAAAAA